Molecule: messenger RNA, 2191 nt
Organism: Brachypodium distachyon (stiff brome)
Lineage: Eukaryota; Viridiplantae; Streptophyta; Magnoliopsida; Poales; Poaceae
Exons: 13
Coding region: 275-1933 (552 amino acids)
Biological process (GO): retrograde transport, endosome to Golgi
Cellular component (GO): Ric1-Rgp1 guanyl-nucleotide exchange factor complex; Golgi membrane
Source: RefSeq, a predicted model, not a curated record
ACCUCUUUGCCCCUGUCCUUUGGAUCGAUCAGGAUUCAGGAAGACGACGGAGGGGAUCUGAUCGAUCGCAUCCCAUCUCGUACGAGACGUCGCACUGUUCGGUCCCUCUAUCUGCGGACAGAGGGGGCGCGCCGGCGAACGACAGCGGAGCAAGGUGAAUUAUACCAGCGGUUAUUAGCCACAGUUUUAGAAGAUGGUGAAUCUCUGUGGUCUAUUCUUUCUCGACGCAUCGCUGGAAAAUUGUUGAAUUGGAGAGGCUUAGUGCUCUGAUGAUAUGUCACUCAGACUUCCAAUACCGCAAGGGCUUUCCUUUUUCAGAAGUGUUGGGUGGUUCGAAGACAGUAAGGUUGAUUCCGCUGCCAAGCAGCAGUUGUCGCCGAAAUUGAAGCUCCAGACAGAUAAAGAGGUGUACAGACCUGGUGAUUCAGUUACUGCGACUAUAGAAAUCUGUAGAUCUGCUUGUUUGCAGAAUGAUGCAGGAACAGUUUCAGGUGAAGAUAUCCCAUCUCUCUUGGUAGAUGGGCUAUCAUUUGAACUUAAAGGCAUUGAGAAGUUGGACAGCCAAUGGUUCUCUGUUCCAAAGACCUUACCAGGGUCUAAGCAGAGGAGAGGUGAGUAUUCGUUUUUGGACUGUUCGGCACCCUCAUUAGUCUCGAAAGUAAUAAUUUCUUCGGGGCAAACAAAAACAUAUAUUGUACGUCUGGAGCUCCCAAAGAUUUUACCACCAUCAUAUAGGGGCAUCAGUAUUCGCUAUAUUUAUUAUGUUAGGAGUACAUUGUUUGGGAGAUUGAUUGAAUUGGGUAAUGGAGAUCAAAAUAAAGGCCAUGCAAAUAGUGCGGUUCAAUUGGAAGCUCGAGUUCCACUGCAGAUAUGUGUUUCGCAGAAAAGCAGCAACCUACUUAACGAAGAAGGGAGUUUCCCACUCUCAGUUGAGCACCUGAGUAUAUUUUGGAGGGAAAAAGGUGAAGAUUCAGAAUGGAUCAGAGCGAAUGACAAUACUGAUCUAGAAGAGGGAUAUGAUAGUUCAAAAGAUGAAGUUUCAUCUGUUUCCUCAUACAACCCUUCUAAAUCAAAUACAGAUUAUCCCCUCAGGAGGUCGAUAUCUACACAGUCCUUGUCAUCACGUCUUUCCACAAGUGAGGCGUUGCAUUCUCAGGGAGAGCAUCCCACUUUCCCAUCAUAUAGUGCAAUUCCUCGAUUGUCAGUGUCAGAGAUUUCAGAUGAUCAUGGUGGAGGAAUGGUGUCACCUCAAAGGAAGCUAAACCAGUUGCUUUCAGAUCAUCAUCCAUCAAAUGGUCAAAGGUUUUCUCUAGAUUCUGAUCGGCCAAAAGAUGAUGUUGGACUCCCUCUCACACCAAAACAUGUCGAACCGUCUGGCUCAGAAGGCUUUAUGAGAGGAAGAUCAUACAAUAUCCGGAUAGAUGAUCAAGUCUUGCUUCGUUUCUCACCCAAGAAUUCUGACUCAACUUACUACUUUGGUGAUAUGAUUGGUGGAGCACUCACUUUUUUUCAUGGAACUGGAACACGGAGAUGUCUAGAGGUAUCUAUAACCUUGGAAACAUCAGAAACAAUCAAUCCUCGUGUAAUACAUCCUUCAAGAAGGAUCUCACCCACAAUAACCAAGGUACACAGUGAACAUCAUGAAGUUGUUGCAGAUCUUCAUCAGACGAGCUUUCUCUUUUCAAUUCCUAUUGAUGGACCAAUGUCAUUUGCUACCUCAAAGGUUUCUCUACAAUGGUCCCUUCGAUUUGAGUUCUUCACAACUCCUCCAGGAAUGGACCCAUCUAGGUACGAGCAUCCACUUCUUGUUGAGAAAAGAGAGAAGGGGGACUGGGUCCUCCCAAUAACAGUGUAUGCACCUCCAUUGCGUAGACGAGCUACUCAUGGAAGAAAUGAUAGAUCCGUGUUAGUUGGAAAUCUGUUCAACUCUUAAGGGUAUGCAGUCUUCUUGCUAUCUGUAACUAAAAUUUCAGCUAUCCUGCAUUUGUUUUCCAAAACUGUUACUUCCUGAAGCUGGAAUGGAAUUAGAGAAGUAGUUUUAUUAUUGCAAUAAAGUCAAAAGCAGUUGCUCAUAGUGAGUAAAUGAUCUGUAAAUUUGUAAUACCAACCAAAAUGUUUAUUCUUACUGGAUUGCAGACUACCUUCUGCUUGGUGUAUAGCUAUAGUUUGAUUGAACAAUUUUUGCUUAUUC